Molecule: messenger RNA, 1713 nt
Organism: Macrobrachium nipponense
Lineage: Eukaryota; Metazoa; Arthropoda; Malacostraca; Decapoda; Palaemonidae
Exons: 2
Coding region: 460-1086 (208 amino acids)
Source: RefSeq, a predicted model, not a curated record
UCAUGACGAAAAUCUGAGUGACGUCAUGCAGUGACGUCACGGUGCAUCACAUUGAUCUCCGCGGACAGCCGCUGUUUCGACUUUCGCGGUCCUCCUCCUCGGUCAGUUAUCCUACGACCAGCGAGCUGAUCGCAUCUACAGGGUGUCUAGUGCCUUACCCAAGUUGACAUAAGUUAGAAAUAGAAGAAAUAAGUUGUCCCUUCGCCUCAUAGGAUUACGUUAUUACUGCUACAGUUAAGAAGACAGAGAUAGAUAACACUACCAGUUACAGAAUUUAGUGGACCAUCACGAAGAUAAAAGAAACUUGAUAAAUUAUAGGACUUUGACAGCACCUUUGAUCUAUUUUUGUAAAGGAGGUAAUCUCUGUACAUCGCGCCUCCAGUUCCCAAGUGCCUUAACCUCCUGUUUUCAAAAAAGUCUAGUGCAUUCGUCGAGUCAAACUUUUCCAAAAUAGACAACAUGAGGAAAUACGUCGAAACCUUUAUCUUGUUUGUUGUUGGUCUAGGGCCAACGUUGAUUGCACUGUUGCUCAUGCAGCAGUAUGGAGCCAUCGGAGUCAGCUGUGCCAUCGUCCUGUCCUCUCUGUACUUAGUGUGCAUCAUCUUGGCGCUCUGCUGCCGCAUCUGCAUCCCGCCUCCUGACCCGGACUCUGAUGAAGAAGAAGCGCAGGGCGAGGAUCCCAACGACGUGCCUCCAUCUUACGACAUAGUUACCUCGAAGCCGCCUCCAUAUUACGUCCUGUUUGCCAGCGUCCUCCCCAACGGAGAACAUGCAGACGGUGAUUUCAUCGCUGGCGCGAACAGCAGACGAAAUACUCUCUCUCCCACCUGCGAAGUCCCCGUCCAUUCCUUCCACCAGAGGGGCUCCACCCAGGGCGUGCACUGCUACGCGUGGCUCGAGCCCUGUGAGGAUAAGGAACUGCCCUCCUACGAGGAUGCUCUCGCCCUUUCUUCCUCGAAUACGGCAAGCAAGGAGGAGACUCGUGAAUCAAGUCAUCAAGUUCCUACGAACUUGACGGAUCCUGCCGCUAGUGCUUGUGUUAGUCCAACCCCGACUGCCUCGCCCUUGCCAACAACAGAAAGUUGAAAAGUUCUGAAGAGUUGAGAGGAGAACUUUUCGCGCCAAAUAUCGAAGUCGUCCGGAAGGUCGGGAGCGUUUCUCGGCAGCUGAUGGUUUAAAUUCCUCCGAGUGCUGUGCUUUCUAGUCCUAUUAGAUAAGGAUUAUUAAAGUAUUAUCAAGUAGUACAAGAAUGCCAUACUGUAAUCGUAACUUCUCGAAAGUUCGACACUGGCGUCUAAGUACUUUUUUUAGACACAUGCCGAUUACAGGCAGUUUCACUGGAAAAUGUUAUUUUUUAUAGUCUAGUCUUAGUGUGGCAGUCUAUUUAUUUAUCCUGAAUAUCAGGAUCAGUUGGGGCUGUGAAGAAAACUACUGAUAAUAUGCUAUACGCUGUCACGAUAGAUUCUUAAAUCACUGAAGGUUGUAGGGGACAUAUAUCUACUAAGACGUUCUUGCAUUUUGUGAAUCAUUCAGAGAGGAACCUUUGUCGCCAGCAAAUACAUUGCUGUGCAUUUUUUAUUUUUAAGUAUUUUGCAUUUUUCGAUAAGGCCGUCCAUUUCUCAAUCGAAAAGCUGAAACACUGCCUUAAUAGGAUGAACAAAUAUACUAUAUAUAUAUAUAUAUAUAUAUAUAUAUAUAUAUAUAUAUAUAUAU